AUGGCAACUGUAAAAACUUCCCCAAUGAAUGAGAUUCAUAGUAUUUCACCCAUUUAUUUACUCAUUCAUCCAAUUUACCUUUUGUCUAUUCCACGUGGCAAGCAAUUUUUGGAAAAUCCCAUCUGCCAGGCAGCCUACCAGAAUGACUUGGGGCAAGUGUGGCGGUGGGUAAAAGAAGACAACCAUUAUGUGGAUGUUCAAGAUGGCUUCAAUGGAGACACUCCCCUCAUCUGCGCCUGCAGGCGAGGACACUUGAGAAUCGUCUCCUUCCUCUUAAGGAGAAAUGCUGAUGUCAACCUCAAGAACUUGAAGGAGAGAACUUGUCUGCACUAUGCUGUGAAGAAGAGGUUUACCUUCUUUGAUUAUCUACUCAUUAUCCUUUUAAUGCCUGUCUUGCUUAUUGGAUAUUUCCUCAUGGUAUCAAAGACGAAGCAGAAUGAGAAUCUUGUACGCAUGCUCCUUGAUGCUGGUGUUGAAGUUAAUGCUACCGACUGUUAUGGCUACACGGCUUUGCAUUAUGCAUGCCAGAUGAAAAACCAGACUCUCAUCCCUCUGCUUCUGAAAGCCCGUGCAGACCCCAUGAUAAGGAACAAGCGUGGUGAGAGUUCACUGGAUAUCGCACAGAGACUAAAAUUUUCCCAGAUUGUGUUAAUGCUAAAGAGAGCCUCAUAGUCCCGUGACUUCUUGUGUGGUGACAGAGACACAACUGAAGGACUGGAUGUUGUAGCUUUCACGGAUGACUGCUCCACAGGCACCCAAGCUGGACGCUUCUGCCUUGUGACAAGCACUGG
Molecule: messenger RNA, 791 nt
Organism: Onychomys torridus (southern grasshopper mouse)
Lineage: Eukaryota; Metazoa; Chordata; Mammalia; Rodentia; Cricetidae
Gene: Ankrd22
Product: ankyrin repeat domain 22
Exons: 7
Coding region: 1-672 (223 amino acids)
Molecular function (GO): protein binding
Source: RefSeq, a predicted model, not a curated record